GUUGGGGGUCUCCUUUUCCCCCGUGGGGGAGAUCUGCCCAUGAAAAUGAUGGAUGGCGUCACCGUUGGAUUUCGCACCUGCGCAUGCCUGAGGACUCAAUGCUGCUGGAUGAUUGGCAAGGUCUUGAUCCGUAUGCUGAUGAAAGUAGUGUUGAGCAUUACGUAGAGGGGGCGGGCGCUUCAGCAUCAGAGGAUUGUGCCCAUGUUCCAUCGUUGUUGCCAAUGCACAUCAGUGAUGUUUGCUCCAUUUUGCCCAAACAUAGCAAGUACUGCCGCAGGACGGAGUGGCCUUUGUCUACCAAUCCAGAUGAUUCCUGUUAUAGUAUAUCAGGCAAGCUCUUGGGUGGGUACGGAGAUCCCAACUCCGCAGUUCUACCCCCUUCAAGAGAUGGAGAUGGGUAUUUGGGCGGUGGGUUUGAAAUGCCCAACUCACGACUUGUACCUCAAUCUAGGGAGGACGAUGGGUAUUAUUGCAAUGCAAGUGCAUCUUUGAGCAAUAAUGUCCAUUCCCAGCGCAAAAGGCAUGCCGAUGCUGAGGCUAUCGACUCCGCCUACCCAAAGAGGGCGGUCCGCAGGAGAUGCGAAGAUGAUUUCGCUCUUCACGGCAAUUCUGCAAUGCUUCUCCAAUUGCAAGGGGGGAGCAAAGGCAAGGCAGGGGGCUAUAACCAGGCCUCUGAUGGUGUUGGCAGUUUCGAGAACGCUAAAGAUCAGGAGCUGUGUGGUGGUACGGUGACCCAGACUCCUGUUCACAGUGUGCAGAACGUCCCUCCAAAGGGCCUGAGUGGCUCUGUUAAGCUCUGGCUUGCGAACAGGCAAGUCAAGGAUGAUGAAGCACAGGGUUCUAAACUGUGCGAUGCUGAAAGCAAAUGCGGAAGCCGGAUGCAGAAGAGAGAAGAAAGGAAAGAAGAGAAGGAAGAAGAUGAAGUUGUAGAAAUUGAACAAGAGGAGGCAUAUGUCGAAGGCAUUACCCUGUCCGCAAACUCUGCGGACACAUGCGAGUCGACUUGCAAACAGGCGAGUCGACCAUCCUGUCUGCGGUCAGAGCAGAAGUCGAGUUUGGAAGCACUGAAGUUGCUGAAGGCGGCAAAUGUGAUGUCAACAAGAAUGCCUUGCUCGCCAGUUGCAGUUGUACAUCCCGAACAGGAGUCUAACUAUGGCCUGGCAAGCGGGAGCACAAACGUGAAAGAAUGGCAGGACGUCGCCAGUUUGGGUGAAUGGGCAGGGGGGCAAACACGCAAGAAAGCGCGGUUGCUGUUACCUUUGCUAGUAUCUUCCCCUCCCUCCGCUCGAGGGAGGGAGUACAGGACCCCGUGGGAUGAGUGGGUGGCACGGAGGAAGACAAUGUCGUCGGUCCUGCGGGUCGAUGUCAAUGACCCUUCGCUUGCCUGUCAAUAUGAGAAAGACGCCUCUUUGCUGCUUUCUUCGGGCGGUGGGAAGCGGAAGGAUCGCUCAUCGACCUAUCCUAUUUGUAGAUCGCCUUUGGGGAGGCGAAUAUCGAAGAGGCCGCCGCCAUCAGCCGGGCAAGCAGGACGAACUCUCGAGGAGGGGGAGGAGGAGAAGGUGAGCGUUGUCUUGCCUGGUUCUCUGGCGGCAGCUGACUGCUCCCAAACAAUACCUGGUGUCGCUACGGAAGCGCUGGAGUCUGUUCCGGUCCUUCCGCUUCUGCCGCUGUCGCCGAGCAAUGUAGGGGGGCAGCAGAGCGGUGGUGGUCUAUCAAUUGGGAGAGGAGGAGGAGCUGUCAGUGCGAGUGCGCUCGGAGGAAUGGAACCAGUGGAAGGGUGGCUAUUUCGGCAAAAGGCGCUUGUCGGCUCGUUUGAGGAGUGUCUAUUCUCAGGCCGCCUCUUGGCCCCCAGCCCAUCAACGAAGCUUGGAGGUUUCUUAGCACUUCUGAGCGUCGUUGGGGGCUCAAUUGCUCCUGCCAACCGCAGGCUUCCCUUUUCUGUGAGCUGUAUUGACGAAGGAUCCUUCCUCUAUCAUGCUUGCAUCGAUUUGGACUUGACAGCACCAGACCAAGCCUCACCGCUCACGCCGUCCCCUGAUGCAAAAAAGUCGCUGCCAUCUCCACCUUCAUCCUCACCAACAUUCUCCUCGCCAUCGUCUCCCUUGUCCUCAUCGCCCGUGCCUCGGUUAUCCCCCUCACAAUCCGGAUCCGUUUCUCUCGUAUCCACGUCACCAUCUUCUUCACAGCAUGAGUCGUCACCUGCCAAGUGCUCUCGUCUGCUUCUACGGUCCUUUCGUGCUGCAUCUGCUUCGUACUCCGCUGACCUCAGUCCUUCACCGCAGUCAGCAGCGUCUCCUAGCAGAGACAGACUGGACCCUGAUGGCUCUCGCAACAUCCAUUCUCCCAGGACUGACCUGUUCCCCAAACCGUGGUCCCCAGUAGGACUAGAAUCUGGUGGCAGCGGAGGGAGUUUUGGUCGCACUAGUCCAGGUUCGGGCGAUGCCUCAGGGCACAUGAUCAAAUUGGGCGUGGUUGGCAAUGGUUGUGGAAGCUGCAACAUGUCCCGAUACAGGGUGCCCAUGAAGGGCAGAAUUCAAUUGGUCCUUUCGAACCCAGAAAGAACGCCGAUCCAUACUUUUGUUUGCAACUAUGACCUUUCUGACAUGCCGGCUGGAACAAAGACAUUUCUUCGUCAGAAGGUGAUUGCCACCCCUACUACAAAUUGUGUCCUGGCGGCGAAUGGAGUGGAAGGAAGUGGUGGUAGUGCUAAUCAAGUAGACGGAGCAAGUGCUGCGAAUGUUUCACCCGUGACCAGCAGCAGCAGCAGCAGCAGCAGCAGCAGCAGCAGCAGCAGCAAGAAUGGUCGUGGCAGCGGUACGCUGCGUUACGCCAUACAUGUUCGGUUUGUUUGUCCGCGUGUUCGGUAUUCAGGAAGGCAUAAGCAUCACCGGAGCGGCGCGGCAUCAUCUGUCAAAUGCACUGGCACAUUGGAGGGAAAACAUCGGCAGAAUGGUAAUCGCCAGAGUGGAACACCGAUCUGUGAGAGGAGAUCGGCAAGUGGUGGCAGUGAAGAGCUCAUCCAGCAUAACGAUGGAUCCGGAAUCGUGUCAUCGCUGUCCGGGCAAGAGAACGGCGGACACUUCGCUGCAGGAAAGGAAAAUCUUGUCAAGGAAAAUGGACAAAAGGAAAAUCUUGGAAGGAGAAACGGAGGAACAAAAGAAGAUGUCGUGACGGAGAAUGGAGGCAAGGAGAGUGGAGUGUACUCAGAAGUAGGUAGAUGGAGCAAUUGCCCUAUCCAAACGUUAUCGGGAGAUGACGUGAUUCCGAACAAAACUGGUUUUUUGGGAGCCGGGGGUGGAACGCCAGAAAGAGAUUCCAGGCGGUUUUAUCUGUACGGCGACCUGAGGGUGGUCUUCCCCCAGAGAGGUGCCGAUCUUGGAAAUGAGAAGUUACGCGUGGAGUAUGAUUUCCCUGACAAUCCCAAGUAUUUUGAAUGCCUCUGAUUCUGAAAAAGGGGUCUUAAAAGAGUGACUAUUCCGCAAAUAGGGGUCUGAACUGCAAAUAGGGGUCUGCAGAGGUCUGCAGUGACUAUGCCGGGAAGAGGGGUCUGAAGUGACUAAGUGGCUAUGCUGUGAAGAGGGGUCUGUAGUGACUACCCCACGAAGAGGGGUAUUUCUGCAGCAUUAUGAGAUUACGAGGGCCCUCCAGUGCCUAUGUUGCGAAGAGGGGUCUGAUGAAGACUCUGAAGUGACUAUGCUGUGAAGAGGGGUCUGCAGUGACUAUCCCGCGAAGAGGGGUAUUCUGCAGCACCUGUCUCUUAUACACAUCU
This is a messenger RNA of Chara braunii, 3769 nucleotides long. The record is from the annotation of a GenBank genome assembly. NCBI's taxonomy places the organism in Eukaryota, Viridiplantae, Streptophyta, Charophyceae, Charales, Characeae.